CCUGGAUGGCGGUUAAGGCCGAGCCUGCUCGGACACCAGUGCAAGGGACGGGGUAAGCACCCCCAACUCUCAGCGCCUCUCGCUGGAACAUCAGCGCGUCCCGGGCCCUGCCUCAGGCGAGGCGAGAACACAGUUUAUCGUUAUCUGCCUGGUUUUGCGCCGAAUGCAAACGGCGAAGCGGGCGGCGGGGAGCCGCCGUGCGGAGGCGAGGCAGGGUCGCGGGGUCCCCUCCCGAGGCGGGCUCCAGGCCUGCGCCGCCCGCCCUGGGGACGCCCGAGCGACAGCCCGGCUGUGCCGCUGCCAGCCGUGUGUAACUCCCCUCCCGCGGGGCCUGGGAGGGCCGGACCCGCCACCUGUCCCCUGGCGGCCGCCCCGCGGGGCGGGCCCGGCCCGCUCCCCACCGGCAGCCCCUCGCCCCCCGCCGCCCAAACAUGCCGGUCUCCAGGCAACGGCGGCGGCGUCACUUCCUGCGGCGCCGCCCCUCCCGCCGCAGCCCUGGGCCCCGGGGCUGCGUUCCGGGCUCGGGCCGUUGCGCGGCGGUCGCCACACGUGGCGCGGCGGGGCGGCCCCGCUGGCGGCAUGGCCGCGGCGGCCGAGGCGGUGGGCGGCGGCGGCGGGAGCAGCCGCCACGAGAAGAGCCUGGGGCUGCUGACCACCAAGUUCGUGUCGCUGCUGCAGGAGGCCAAGGACGGCGUGCUGGACCUCAAAGCGGCUGCCGAUACCCUUGCUGUGAGGCAGAAGAGGAGGAUCUAUGAUAUCACCAAUGUUUUGGAGGGGAUUGAUCUCAUCGAGAAGAAGUCAAAAAACAGCAUUCAGUGGAAAGGAGUAGGUGCUGGCUGCAAUACAAAAGAAGUCAUAGACAGACUGAGGUAUCUGGAAGCUGAAAUUGAAGAUCUAGAGCUAAAAGAAAAGGAAUUGGAUCAGCAAAAAUUGUGGCUUCAGCAAAGUAUCAAGAACGUCAUGGAUGAUUCUACAAACCACCAAUUUUCAUAUGUCACCCAUGAAGAUAUCUGCAACUGCUUCAAUGGAGACACACUUCUAGCAAUUCAAGCACCUUGUGGUACACAGUUAGAAGUACCUAUACCCGAAAUGGGACAGAAUGGACAGAAGAAAUACCAGAUCAAUCUUAAAAGUAGUUCAGGACCUAUCCACGUGCUGCUUAUAAAUAAAGAGUCAAACUCCUCCAAGCCCAUGGUGUUUCCAGUUCCUCCACCCGAUGACCUUGCACAGCCCCCGACUCAACCUGCAGCUCCAGCGACUCCCCUUAAACCUGCCACAGCUCCUCAAAACCCACCAGAGCAGCAUGACCUGAAUCAAGGACAAGAGUUACCGCAAACAUCAGUUGCGGACACGCCAUCAGACGGCAGCGUGCAGCAGGACAGCGCAACCCCAGCAGCUCCUUACUCCAGCCUCCCGGAGUCGGUGUUGUACCCCAGCCUUUCAGGAGAUGUCGCCCAAGCUACAGCUAGCUCCAGUGACUACCAGGGCUUGCUGCCCCUGGAUGUUAACUGUAUCCUCAAGCCAAACUCGUUCGACAUAGCAAAGAUGGAGGAGCCCGCAGGAAAUAUCAGUGGAGAUAUUAUUGAUGAGCUCAUGUCUUCUGACGUUUUUCCUCUCUUACGACUCUCUCCUACUCCCGGAGAUGACUACAACUUUAACCUGGAUGAUAAUGAAGGAGUCUGUGAUCUCUUUGAUGUGCAGAUACUAAAUUAUUAGAUAUUGUGUCAACCGGACUACUUAUCUACCUCUAACUAUAACAUUCUAGACUUCUUCAUAACCUAAGUAUUUGAAUAAUGAAUGUAUAACUUCUUAGUUCACUGACUCUGGGAGUAUAUUUCCUU
Messenger RNA from Chroicocephalus ridibundus (black-headed gull), 1841 nucleotides. RefSeq names its product E2F transcription factor 5 (gene E2F5). NCBI's taxonomy places the organism in Eukaryota, Metazoa, Chordata, Aves, Charadriiformes, Laridae. Gene Ontology annotation, biological process: regulation of transcription by RNA polymerase II. Gene Ontology annotation, cellular component: RNA polymerase II transcription regulator complex. The transcript has 9 exons. The record is from RefSeq and is a predicted model, not a curated record. Gene Ontology annotation, molecular function: DNA-binding transcription factor activity, RNA polymerase II-specific; RNA polymerase II cis-regulatory region sequence-specific DNA binding; protein dimerization activity. Bases 580 to 1716 code for a protein of 378 amino acids.